Molecule: messenger RNA, 576 nt
Organism: Loxodonta africana (African savanna elephant)
Lineage: Eukaryota; Metazoa; Chordata; Mammalia; Proboscidea; Elephantidae
Gene: C13H15orf61
Product: chromosome 13 C15orf61 homolog
Exons: 2
Coding region: 1-474 (157 amino acids)
Source: RefSeq, a predicted model, not a curated record
AUGGAGGCUCUGCGGAGGGUUCACGAGGCCGCGCUCCGCCUGCUGCUGUGCGGGCCCUGGGCCUCGGGCGCCGCCCCCGGCCCGAAGCCCCGCGCCUCGGAGGUGCUGACGCGGCACCUGCUGCAGCGGCGCCUGCCGCACUGGACCUCCUUCUGCGUCCCCUACAGCGCCGUCCGCAACGACCAGUUCGGCCUCUCGCACUUCAACUGGCGCGUGCAGGGCGCCAACUACCACGUCCUGCGCACCGGCUGUUUCCCCUUCAUCAAGUACCACUGCUCCAAGGCCCCCUGGCAGGACCUGGCCGGGCAGAACCGGUUCUUCACGGUGCUCAAGGUCAUCAACCUCGGAAUUCCAACUCUGUUGUAUGGCCUUGGCUCCUGGCUAUUUGCAAGAGUCACAGAGACUGUGCAUACCAGUUAUGGACCAGUAACAGUUUAUUUUCUAAAUAAAGAAGAUGAAGGUGCCAUGUAUUGAAAAUUGUUCGUGGGAGAACAUAAAUAUCACUGGAUUUUCUCUUGUGUAUAUGUGCAAUAUUUAUUUUUGAUCCUUCAAAAUAAAACUUUUGCUAACACCUUU